AUCAAGGUCACAAUAAAAGAAAGCUGACGCAAGAGAACCUGACCCCCUUGAGACCGGAGCUUCUAACAUUCACAUAACAAAUAAUAAGAUAAUAAACAACCAUAAAUAAAUCCACUAUAGUGGGGGAAAAUUAUGACAAUUUACAAAAACUAAGUUUUUUCCCCUUUGAUACCAGUCCAAACAAACUGUGAUUUUGAUGUUACAUACAAAUACAGUUUGAUGUUACAUACAAAUACGAAAGAUCAUAAUUAGAGGUGUGCAAUAAAUCUGACUCAGCAGUGUUACGUCGAGGCAGCGGCCGUAUCCAAGUCCGUAACUACAAACCUCAUCAUCAUCAUCAUCAUCCUCAACAACAUGGCGCCAGCGUACAGCUGGACCGUACAUAGACGCCACGGCACUUCUUCAACAAGUUACUUUACUCACUAAACGCAGCGUCGCGAAGAUUUUUGUACCUUUUCUUUUUACUUUUCGUCUUACCCCAUUCGUUUGUUCUCUUUGACGAGCGAAUAUCGGCCUUUUUGGUCUUCUUAGUCUCAAAAACUCACCUGCUUUAGCGAAAAGAACAGACCGUACUGGACUCCCUCACUGUUGCUGUAUUUCUCAAAGUAAAAGGAAAGUGAGCGCUGAGAUUACGCAGACGGGGAAAGUAUUUUUUUCCAGAAAAAUAAGCCAUGUAACUGCGCUCGAAAGGCGUUUCUUCAGAGGACAUGCAUCUAAACAUGAGCGAAAAUAACUGUCCAUUUGAAGAAAGGGAUAGAGACAGACUUCCUCCUAUACUAAAUCAUAGCUUGGAUCGCGGACCGAAGCUCCCUUUUCCGUCUUAUGGAAGCUUCAUCUCCACCCUGAAUCACAAAAGAGAGACAGGCAGCCACAGUCUUUCUUCUCCGUUCCUGCUACCUGCAGUCAAACAAGUGAGAGAGCUUCCUCCAAUAUGUCCAGAUGUGAGACAGAAGCAUCGUAUCUCUAUUGAUGUUCUCCCUCCAGAGGUGAAGGCUCGUUUUCUCUCGGAACCCAUUAUUCCCAUUCGGACCAAAACCGCCAAAGAGUUUCAGGAUGAUGUUGAAAGGGCAACUAUCUCAGGGGAUUGGAAACAAGUCCAUGAUUUCUACUUGACCACUUUUGACUCGUUUUUGGAGCUCAAUGGUGCAUUUAAGAAAGAAGCAAAUGCUCCCUUUAACACUAUUGAAGACUCAGGAAUAAACAUCAAAUUUGUCAGUAUUGUUUAUGAUGCUUUACUCCACACGCCUGCGGACACGCAGAAAUCAGUCCUGAAGGGAAUUAUUAAUAGCUUAUUAAGAGAAUGGAAAGGGCCUCGCACAAAGGAUGACCUUAGAGCGUAUUUUGUUCUUGUUCAGAACCCUCAGUACACCAGCCCAGCCACAUAUGUCAUCUAUGCACACUUACUGAGGCAAAUUGCAGCCCUGGCUGAAGCAGACCACCAUUUCCUGAUGCACUGGUUUAAAAAGCUGCCUCAGAAGCGUUUCAAACAGCUGGUGGAGCGCUUGCAGCUCUUCAUCACUACCCGCCUAUUUCCUGCCAAGCCAGAAGAGUUGCCGCCCAUGGCCAAAUGCUCCUGGUGGAUUCCCUCAGCCACUAAAGUCCUUUCCCUGCUUAAUGCUGCAAAUAGCAUUUCCUCUUCCCCUAUCAUCCCUUUCACUGAUUUCUACAACCUAACAUUGGACCACAUAGACUUUAUGGAGGAUUACCACACGUGGCAGGCUCACGGAAAUUCAAACAGGUUCACCUUUUGUCAGUUCCCCUUCAUCUUGUCCACAGUAGUGAAGAAGGCCAUCAUCCAGAGAGACUCUGAACAGCAGAUGAUCAGUAUGGCCAGGCAAACCCUGGUGGACAAGGUUUCUCGCAGGCAGAGGGUGGAUAUGAGUCUGCUGUUUCUCAACAUUAAAGUUAGGCGUCUGCAGCUGGUCAGUGACUCACUGGAUGAGCUUUCGAGAAAGCGAGCAGACCUGAAGAAAAAACUGAAAGUGACGUUUGUUGGGGAAGCGGGGUUGGACAUGGGUGGACUCACAAAAGAGUGGUUUCUUCUCCUGAUUCGACAGAUUUUUCACACAGACUAUGGCAUGUUCACGUAUGUGAAAGAGUCCCAGUGUCAUUGGUUCAGCAGCUGGAAAUGUGACAACUACUCUGAGUUCCGAUUGGUUGGAGCCCUCAUGGGCUUGGCUGUGUACAACAGCAUCACACUGGACAUCCGUUUCCCCCCUUGUGUCUACAAGAAGCUGCUGACUCCGCCCAUUGUGCCAUGUGACCUCGACACCCCUGUCGGCAUGGCGACCCUCACCCUGGACGACCUCCAGCAGAUUAUGCCUGAUCUUGCUCAUGGACUCGGGGAACUCCUCAGCUAUGAAGGAAACGUUGAAGAAGACUUUUAUACCACGUUUCAGGUUUUUCAAGAAGAACUUGGAGUGGUCAAGUCAUAUAAUUUGAAACCAGGAGGUGACAAGAUCCCUGUAACCAACCUAAACAGAAAAGAAUACGUCCAGCUCUACAUUGAUUUCCUGCUGAAUAAAUCCAUCUACAGGCAGUUUGCUGCUUUCUAUCAUGGUUUUCAUAGUGUUUGUGCCUCCAAUGCCCUGAUGCUUCUGAGGCCAGAGGAGGUUGAGAUCCUGGUUUGUGGAAGUCCUAAUCUGGACAUGGGCUCUCUGCAGCGAGUAGUGCAGUAUGAGGGCUACAGCAAGACUGACCCCACCAUCCGAGCAUUUUGGGACGUGGUGCUGGCAUUUCCUUUGGAGCUGCAGAAGAAACUGCUCCACUUUACCACAGGAAGUGACCGCGUUCCUGUGGGUGGAAUGGCCGACCUCAGCUUCAAAAUCUCUAAGAUUGAAGUCUCCACUGACUGGCUCCCAGUGUCGCAUACAUGCUUCAACCAGAUCUGUCUACCUCCAUACAAGAGCAAGAAAGAACUACGGCAAAAGUUAACCAUUGCCAUUUCAAAUGCAGAGGGCUUCGGAUUGGAGUAAAUUACAGAUGUAGAUAAUUUAAUGUGUGUUCACUGAAAGAAUAUGGGCUGUGAUAGUUCAUUUUUUUAACAACCAACAGGGUUAUUUUUAAAUUCUAGUGCAAUUGCUUAAUUUGAAUUUUGGUAACAAACAAGACGCAAAAUUGUUAUUUGAAAUUGCAUGCAAGGAAGUGGAAUUAAAAUCAAUUAAAUAUUUAACAAGCUUAUUAGUACUGGACAACAAUUAAUUGCAUCCAAAAUAAAGGUUUUUGUGCACAUAA
Messenger RNA from Puntigrus tetrazona (Sumatra barb), 3234 nucleotides. It is a transcript of the gene hectd2, whose product is annotated as HECT domain containing 2. The record is from RefSeq and is a predicted model, not a curated record. The transcript is spliced from 21 exons. Gene Ontology annotation, biological process: protein polyubiquitination. Gene Ontology annotation, molecular function: ubiquitin protein ligase activity. NCBI's taxonomy places the organism in Eukaryota, Metazoa, Chordata, Actinopteri, Cypriniformes, Cyprinidae. The coding region runs from base 708 to 2975 and encodes 755 amino acids.